This is a messenger RNA of Talaromyces proteolyticus, 3021 nucleotides long. RefSeq names its product putative kinesin light chain. Gene Ontology annotation, molecular function: protein binding; catalytic activity. Gene Ontology annotation, biological process: nucleoside metabolic process. Bases 1 to 3021 code for a protein of 1006 amino acids. Lineage: Eukaryota; Fungi; Ascomycota; Eurotiomycetes; Eurotiales; Trichocomaceae. The transcript is spliced from 2 exons. The record is from RefSeq and is a predicted model, not a curated record.
AUGACAACUGUGACGCACGAUGACUAUACAGUCGCAUGGAUAUGUGCCUUGCCGCUGGAAGCAGCAGCGGCCCGCAGUAUGCUAGACAGAACCCACAGUCUGCUACCUAGACCUUCCACUGAUUCGAAUGCCUACCACCUUGGUGAACUAAACGGCCACUAUGUUGUGAUUGCCAGCCUACCAACCGGUAUAUACGGCAAAGUGUCUGCCGCAACCGUUGUAUCUCGCAUGCGCUCGACCUUUCCUCAGCUUCAGUAUGGAUUGAUGGUGGGGAUCGGAGGCGGAGUCCCGGACAAAAGUCAUGACAUUCGAUUAGGCGACGUAGUGGUCAGCAAACCAGCUGGGAAGCACAGCGGAGUAAUCCAGUAUGAUUAUGGCAAGGCGAUUCAGGACGGCCAGUUUGAGUCAACAGGAACCUUGAACAAACCACCACAGGUGCUUCUGACACAUAUGAGUCAACUAGAGGCAAGACAAAUGACUGACGGUGAAGACGCUCUUUGUCAUAUAGUGGACGAAGCCCUGAUGCAAAACCCUCAUAUGCAAGAACGAUUUUCACCUCCAGACCAGCAUACGGACUAUUUAUUUCGUUCCUCCUAUCAUCAUGGCGCUGGUGAGGAUGGCUGUGAAAAAUGCAACAAAGAAGAGUUAUAUAAGCGACAACCACGAAAGACGAGAACACCUCAAAUCCACUAUGGGUUGAUUGCGUCGGGAGAUCAGGUGAUGAAGGACUCGGAAACACGAGACCGCCUAGCACAGCAGUAUAGGAUCCUCUGCUUUGAAAUGGAGGCGGCCGGGCUGAUGGAUGAGCUUCCAACGCUUGUGAUCCGAGGGAUAUGCGAUUAUUGCGACUCUCAUAAACAGAAACAGUGGCAAGGAUAUGCAGCGUUGACCGCGGCUGCUUAUGCAAAAUUGUUGCUAUUGGCCAUUCCUGUUAGCCGUUCAGAUGCCAACUUAAUGAACAACAAGAAGAUGAGGCACUGGAUAGUACCGCUCGCAAGGAAUCCCAAGUUUGUCGGGCGUCAGGAUGAGAUCACAAGACUGGAAGAAUUAAUUACAAUGCAAGACGGUCCUAGGAAAAUCGCUGUCACCGGGCUAGGCGGGGUCGGGAAGACCCAAGUGGCCCUGGAGCUCGCACACCGCAUCCGGGACCGAGAUAAGGAGUGCUCAGUCUUCUGGAUCCCCUGUACCAGCUAUGCCAUAAUUGAGCAGAUGUUCCUGCACAUUGCACAGAUACUCGGACUUCGUGAUGUGAAUCCGGCAGAGGUCAAAGAACAGGUUAAGAGCCACCUCAGCUCUAAGCGUGCAGGAAAAUGGCUUCUUGUUUUUGAUAAUGCAGACGAUGCAGAGAUGUGGUUCGCCGCCAGUCACACAGCUCCACCUCUUGAAGAUUUUAUCCCUGAGAGUGAGCACGGCUGGAUUCUGUUCACCACCCGAAACCGAAAACUCGCCAUGAAGCUGGCACCAUUUAAUAUUGUUUCCAUUCCAGAUGUGGAUAAAGAAAUGGCAGUCAGAAUCUUAGACAAGACAUUGGCACACGAGGACUUGCUAAGAGAUACUACCACAACCGCUGCUCUCCUUGAACAACUGGCCUUUCUCCCUUUAGCAAUAACGCAGGCAUCAGCAUAUAUCAUUGAAAACGGUAUCGAUUUGUUAACCUACCUGGCACUUCUCCAAGAGCAGGAACGAGAUGCUAUCGAACUCCUAAGCGAAGACUUUAGGGAUCCCGGACGCUAUAAGGAUAUUCAGAAUCCCGUGAUCACCACCUGGUUAAUAUCAUUCAAACAGAUCCAGCAGCAAGAUCAAUUGGCUGCUGACUAUUUAUCUUUCAUGGCCUGUAUCGACCCUCGAAACAUUCCCCAGUCACUGCUUCCUCAGCCCGCAUCAAGAAAGCAGAAAUUCGAUGCUUUAGGGCUUUUAAAUGCAUACUCGUUUACGAAUAGCCAAAACAUGGAUAUCAAUAUGCACCGACUUGUCCAUAUUGCGACCCGAAACUGGCUCAGGAAGAAUGCGUUAUUCAGUCACUGGAUCAACAGGGUGGCUGAUCAUAUGCAGAAUGUAUUUCCAGAUAAUCAUUACACUAAACGAGGACUUUGGCGGGAAUACCUUCCUCACGCUUUAGCAGUUGUGCAUGAAAAUGAAUUUGUGGUACAGGAGAACAAUUACUUGAGUUUGAAUGGAAAGGUCGCAGAUUGCCUUGCCAGUGAUGGAAGAUAUCAAGAAGCAGAGUUGCUUUAUAAGAAACUGAUGACAAUCAACCAGGAGAAAGCUGGCGCAAAGCAUCCCUCCACUCUUACCAGCAUGGCGAACCUGGCAUCAACCUACCGGAAUCAAGGUCGAUGGAAUGAAGCUGAGAAGCUGGAGGUGCAAGUAAUGGAGACAUCUAAGACCGUGCUGGGAGCGGAGCAUCCUGACACUCUGACCAGCAUAGCGAACCUGGCAUUAACCUACUGGAAUCAGGGUCGAUGGAAUGAAGCUGAGAAGCUGUUUAUGCAAGUAAUGGAGACAUUUAAGACCGUACUAGGAGCGGAGCAUCCCAACACUCUGACCAGCAUGGCGAACCUGGCAUCAACCUACCGGAAUCAAGGUCGAUGGAAUGAAGCUGAGAAGCUGUUUAUGCAAGUAAUGGAGACAUUUAAGACCGUUCUAGGAGCAGAGCAUCCCGACACUCUGACUAGUAUGGCGAACCUGGCAUCAACCUACUGGAAUCAGGGUCGAUGGAAUGAAGCUGAGAAGCUGGAGGUGCAAGUAAUGGAGACAUCUAAGACCGUGCUGGGAGCGGAGCAUCCUGACACUCUGACCAGCAUGGCGAACCUGGCUUAUACUUGGAAAUCUCAGGGGAAAAUACAAGAUGCAUUAGCUCUGAUGAAACAAUGCUCUCAUUUGAGAAACAAAGUGUUAGGGUCCAGCCACCCGCAAUCUAUGUCAUCCUCUCGUUCUCUUAAUGAUUGGAUGGAUGAGUAUAAUUUUGGUGCCGCCAUAUUUUCAGCAUACAGCUGGACAAAACACAACUCAUAUGAGUAG